AUGCAACGGACUUCGUGUAGACUCAUCGAUGCUCUUGCUUUCUUUCCAGGAAUUUCCCAGGGCUCAAAACGUCCGAUCGAAACCAAACAAGCCAUUCGUCGAAUUGAAUUGGCUCUGCAAAAGCUGGAACAGACUCCAGUCGGUGGCACAGACUUGUUACAACCGUUGUCAUCUACUAACAGACGACCGGUCAUCCCGCCUGGAAUCCUAGCCCACUCCGGUCCCAGUGGAGAUUCUCGUAGUUCGUCUACACGCGGUUUUUCCGGCGCACGGGGCUAUCCAAGGCGUUGUGAUAAGAACACUCGGCCUCGUUUGAAUCGAUUAUAG
This is a messenger RNA of Echinostoma caproni, 327 nucleotides long. The record is from the annotation of a GenBank genome assembly. NCBI's taxonomy places the organism in Eukaryota, Metazoa, Platyhelminthes, Trematoda, Plagiorchiida, Echinostomatidae.